AGAGCGGCAACAUGGCGGCGGCAGCAGCGGCGGCGGGAGCUGUACGGUCCGUGUGGCGGCUGGCGGGGCUGUCAGCGUUGCCAGGGCGAGGCUCCUUUCUCGUUCCGCAGCACCCGCAGCGGACUUCUCAGCUGCUUUGCAUAGUGACACAGGAGAAAGGCACUGGACCAAACUUGGAAGAAGAUCCAAACCAGAUUCGACAUGAACAAAAAUCUGAUACUGGCUCUGCUGAAAAGAUGUUAAUAGAGGAAAAGGCCAAACUAGAAGAACAAUUAAAAGAAAUUACUGACAAGUAUAAACGUGCCCUGGCAGAUGCAGAAAAUAUGCGACAAAGAACUCAGAAAUUGGUAGAAGAAGCAAAGUUAUAUGGAAUUCAAAGUUUCUGCAAAGAUUUGCUGGAAGUUGCUGAUGUUCUGGAAAAAGCAACAGAGAGUGUUCCCAGAGAAGAACUCAAGGAUGAAAAUCCACAUCUCAAAAACCUUUACGAAGGUCUUCUCAUGACUGAAGUUCAAAUACAGAAAGUGUUCACCAAACAUGGCUUGAUGAAACUGAAUCCUCUUGGAGCCAAGUUUGAUCCCUAUGAGCACGAAGCAUUAUUCCACGUUCCCAUGGAAGGGAAAGAACCUGGCACUGUUGCUUUAGUAUCCAAGGUGGGCUAUAAGUUGCAUGGCCGUACUUUGAGGCCUGCUUUAGUAGGUGUUGCAAAGGAACCAUAGCUGUCUAAUCUUAGAGUGCCACAGAACUAAUAGAUGCCCAGAUAAAGACCCACUAAACAUAAUGUGGGAGGCUAAACUAAAUGGUGGAAGAAGCUUUAAUGCCAAUGAAGCAAUGUUGAAAUGUGUUUUUAAAACGAAUACCAAUAAUGUGGUUGGGAAUGCAAAGUGAGUGGUAUGAAUUGCAAGCGUGAGUCAUCUGUAUCCUGUGAAUAAUAUUAUGGUGAUUAAUGAAAGGUAUUCUGCAUUGUAAUUAGGCAAUUUAGUAACAAGAAUAAUGCCAUGUAGAUUGUUCAGAAUGAAAAUCUUUGAUCUUU
Molecule: messenger RNA, 1030 nt
Organism: Zootoca vivipara (common lizard)
Lineage: Eukaryota; Metazoa; Chordata; Lepidosauria; Squamata; Lacertidae
Gene: GRPEL1
Product: GrpE like 1, mitochondrial
Biological process (GO): protein import into mitochondrial matrix; protein folding
Cellular component (GO): PAM complex, Tim23 associated import motor
Molecular function (GO): protein homodimerization activity; adenyl-nucleotide exchange factor activity; protein-folding chaperone binding
Source: RefSeq, a predicted model, not a curated record